Molecule: messenger RNA, 2206 nt
Organism: Tripterygium wilfordii
Lineage: Eukaryota; Viridiplantae; Streptophyta; Magnoliopsida; Celastrales; Celastraceae
Product: T-complex protein 1 subunit zeta 1-like
Exons: 15
Coding region: 180-1787 (535 amino acids)
Biological process (GO): protein folding
Cellular component (GO): chaperonin-containing T-complex
Molecular function (GO): ATP binding; ATP hydrolysis activity; ATP-dependent protein folding chaperone
Source: RefSeq, a predicted model, not a curated record
UGUGGAGGGAUACCAGAUUUAGCAGGUGACAUUCAAACCCCCAUUAAACACAAAACAAGCAGUUCGAGAAAGCCCUAAAACCCUCGAGUUCCACUCUCUAGUCUCAACUCAAGUAACACCGAUUCUCUCUCUAGAAAUCGGAACGAAGUUUCUGUGUCUGUUGAAGCGUCCGGAAGAAGAUGUCGUUGAGAGUGCUAAACCCUAAUGCGGAAGUUCUGAACAAAUCGGCGGCUCUGCACAUGAACAUCAAUGCCGCCAAGGGCUUGCAGGACGUGCUUAAGACAAACCUCGGUCCGAAAGGAACUAUUAAGAUGCUUGUUGGUGGCGCGGGCGAUAUCAAGCUGACCAAAGAUGGCAACACUCUCUUGAAAGAAAUGCAAAUCCAAAACCCAACAGCAAUCAUGAUUGCGAGGACUGCUGUUGCACAAGAUGAAACGAGUGGAGAUGGGACAACUUCUACGGUGCUCUUCAUUGGUGAGCUUAUGAAGCAAUCAGAACGUUACAUCAAUGAAGGGAUGCACCCACGUGUUUUGGUUGAUGGCUUUGAGAUUGCUAAAAGAGCAACUCUCCAAUUUUUAGAAAAAUUUAAGACUCCAGUGGUGAUGGGUAAUGAGCCUGACAAGGAGAUCUUAAAAAUGGUAGCAAGAACAACCUUAAGAACAAAGCUGUAUGAAGCUCUGGCAGAUCAAUUGACUGACAUAGUUGUUAAUGCAGUCCUCUGCAUCCGAAAGCCUGAGGAAGCGAUUGAUCUAUUUAUGGUAGAGAUAAUGCACAUGCGCCAUAAAUUUGAUGUGGAUACACGCCUGGUUGAAGGUCUUGUCCUUGACCAUGGUUCUCGACAUCCUGAUAUGAAGAGAAGAGCCGAGAAUUGUUACAUCUUGACUUGCAAUGUAUCGUUGGAAUAUGAUAAAAGUGAAAUAAAUGCAGGAUUUUUCUACUCAAAUGCUGAGCAGAGAGAGGCUAUGGUUGCUGCUGAAAGGCGUCAAGUGGAUGAAAGAGUUAAAAAGAUCAUUGAACUGAAAAAUAAGGUUUGUUCGGGCAAUGAAAAUAAUUUUGUUGUCAUCAAUCAAAAGGGUAUCGAUCCCCCAUCACUUGACCUUCUGGCAAGGGCCGGGAUAAUUGCUCUCAGAAGAGCAAAGAGGAGGAAUAUGGAACGACUUGUUUUGGCUUGUGGAGGAGAAGCUGUUAAUUCUGUUGAUGAUUUAACCCCUGAGAGCCUUGGUUGGGCUGGACUGGUUUAUGAACACAUCCUUGGUGAAGAGAAGUAUACAUUUGUUGAACAAGUGAAGAAUCCUUAUUCUUGCACAAUCUUGAUAAAAGGACCGAAUGACCAUACAAUUGCCCAAAUAAAGGAUGCUGUCCGUGAUGGACUGAGGGCAGUGAAAAAUACAAUUGAAGAUGAGGCCAUUGUCCUGGGAGCGGGAGCUUUUGAAGUUGCAGCUCGGCAGUAUCUGGUUAAUGAAGUCAAGAAAACAGUUCAAGGGCGUGCCCAGCUAGGUGUUGAAGCUUUUGGCGAUGCUCUUCUUGUGGUGCCCAAGACACUUGCUGAGAAUUCUGGGCUCGACACUCAAGAUGUGAUUAUUGCUCUAACGGGAGAGCAUGACAAGGGUAACAUCGUGGGUUUAAACCAGCAUACGGGGGAACCUAUUGACCCUCAAAUGGAGGGUAUAUUUGACAAUUACUCUGUCAAACGUCAAAUUAUAAACUCAGGACCUGUAAUUGCAUCGCAGUUGCUACUUGUGGAUGAAGUGAUUCGGGCUGGGCGUAAUAUGAGGAAACCAAAUUAGUUUGUGUUUGUUCUGGAGAUUUCUUUGUGGGUUUGAUUAUCUAUUGGUGUGCCAGUGCCAGUGCCAGUGCCAGUGCCAGUGCCAGUGCCAGUGCCAGUGCCAGUGCCAGUGCCAGCCGUAAUUUAAUCAAUGGUUGUGGGUUAGAUUGUUCCUGUUUUGCUCUGAAUUGAGAAUGAACCAAGGCAUUACGUGUGUUACCUUUUUCUUUUGUCAACAGCAGUUUUUCACUUUUUUUUGUAGCAUUGCUCUAGUUUUGAAAAAUCCAAACAUCUUAAGUUAGGGAGGUUGGAAUUCAUCGGAUAAACGGACACUCCUUUGUUCCCGACUCGCCCUCCGGGGGAAGUUUAUGCAGAGACAUUAUUUUACAUAUACAAACAUGUUGCUUAAUGAUAAAGUUGUGGGAAAUUUUAUUUACAUCA